This is a messenger RNA of Thermothielavioides terrestris NRRL 8126, 1032 nucleotides long. RefSeq lists its product as uncharacterized. Bases 228 to 893 code for a protein of 221 amino acids. NCBI's taxonomy places the organism in Eukaryota, Fungi, Ascomycota, Sordariomycetes, Sordariales, Chaetomiaceae. The transcript is spliced from 2 exons. The record is from RefSeq and is a predicted model, not a curated record.
CGCGCUGUGACAUGUUCUCGUUCUUCAUCGACCUUUUUUGAUUGUGUUUUAUUUAAAUCAUCAGAGGCGUUUCCCGGUUGAAGCAGCCGCCCUCUCGUUCCUUUCCACCACACGCGCGCUCUAGGUACCAAGGAUACCCAGAUUUCUUCGAGUUGACCUCGGCCAUACAUCAACAUCAUUCACUCACGGGAGAACGAGCAAUAUCCAAGCCUCCGAGGUAGAAAACAAUGCGGACCCAGUAUCUCUCGGUUCUCCUCCUCAGCGGGCUGGCCGCUGCGUGCCCCAAGGGGUCCCGGCAAGCAACGACCACUGCUGCCGCUCCCGCUGCGACCACGACCGCGGCGGCAGCCGGAGCCGGAAGCACCUUCGACAUGGCUGCGGCCGUCAGGGCCAUUAUGCCGUCGUCCGGCUCGUGUGCCGGCGCUCAGUUCCCCGACGAGUGCCGGACGGCCGACCAGGCUGCGCCAUUCAUCGCCAAGGCGUGCGAGAGCUUGAGCACGGCCGAGUGUGCCGCCACCGUUGCCCUGAUGGGCCUCGAGAGCGUCGACAUGAAGUUCAAGCACAACGUCAGCCCCGGCAGGCCAGGCCAGGGCACGGCAAACAUGAUGAUGCCGAAUUUCGUGUCCGAGUACGCCACCGACCUGUUCGGCGCGGCCAAGGUGGCGGGCAAGUCGCCCAACGACGUGCUCGCGCUGGUCACGCCGGACGAAUACAACUUCGGCUCGGCCGCGUGGUUCCUGACCACCAAGUGCACCGCCGACGUGCGCAGCUCGCUCAAGACGGGCACCGACGCCGGCUGGAUCGCCUACAACAGCAACUGCCUCGGCGUCGACGGGACGCUCUCGGAGCGGCUCGCCUACUGGAACCGGGCCAAGACGGCCUUCAACCUCUAGAUAGAUAGUUCACGCGCAGAGGGCUGGUCCCGCCCGGCCGUGUUGAUUUGAGCCAGAGUAUGCGAUGGAUUUUUUGCUCUUCUCUUCGAUUACAUACACUACUAGCAGGUUUUACGUGGUGAAAUGGGCAUGAGUGCUC